AUGUACGCGCCAUUCCCUACCUAUGACGCACCGCCACCUCAGUCGGUCAACAUGUAUCCAGGCUAUUACCCCAUGAGCGAGCCUAUGGACCCAAAUCACCCAUCUGACAUCCACCUCGCAGGUCCUGCUCCUACCAGGCUACGUGCCCGUCGUGCACCCGGAGACCGCGCGUCCCUCGAGGUCGCCGUGCACCCAUACAGCAUGGAUGGACGCAUGUCGCCAACGAGAUACUCGCCAGGUAUUCCCCUGAUGCCCCCGAUUCCCCCCAAGAGCUCGCUGCGCGGAAAGACUGCCGAGGAGGAGGAGGCAAGAAAGGCGCGCAAGCGUGAGAUGGGCCGAGAGCGCCAGCGUCGCAAGCGCUUGCGCGACAAGGCCAAGCGAGAGGCUGUGGAGAACCAGCAGCGUGCUGCCGGAUCCUCUACGUCUACGCUACUCGGCCGGUCCGCUGGCGACAGAAGCUCGUUCACAUCCGUCUCGUCCUACGAAGGGCCAUCGUCUGUGUCGACUACGUACUCGAAUCUGCCUCCGAUGGCCAUCCCCAUAUCGUCACCGUCCCACUCUUUUGGCAUGUCAAGCUCCGGCUCGAUGUCAGACAUGUCGUCUCCCGGGCACUUGUCUCCCACCAUGGGCGGCUUUGCCUCUGACGAUUCGUCUUGGGAGCACAACACCAUGUUGAGCACUCUGACUUUGUCGGGAGGUGGCGACGCGACGGUGCGCGCCUCGAAGCCGCGCGCCCAGAGCGCAGCGCUGAGCAGCAUCGCUGGCUCGAGAAGAGACUCUGGCGCAGAAGUCCACGGUUACCCGACGGUCCAGUCCCCCGCGAAGCGGCGCAAGUCGGAAGCUGGCGAUCAGCAGGUCGGGUUGGGCGUCAACUUCGGGCAAGAAGGUGCGGGGAACAACGAGGCCUGGCGCCAAACCCGCGACCUUCGCCGCACCGAGUCUGCGGCAGACAACAUUCCUAUCGACCCGGCUUUGACAGGAGAAGCACAUCGAUCCCCUACGCCCCCUCCUGCAGUGCCUCUGGGCAACGGCAUGCAUGGUAGCCAACCCCAGCCGUCAAGCGAUGGUACCUACUUUGCGUCGACUGUCGUCAUGGCCUUGUCCCAGACCCAGUGGUCUGGCGAGAUUCAAAAUCGACUCGGUGUGGACCGCGCCGAUCUCGAGAGCAUGGGCUCCGGCCUGGCUGCAACCUACGACCGUUGGCGCUACGAACAGAACAGGGGCAGAGCCAGCUUCGAUUCAAGUGGUGGUCGGGUUUCUCCAUCUCCCAUGUCGCCGUCUAGACCGUUUGCCACGCCGUCGUCCCGAGGCGUUGGCCAGGAUUACACAUCCGAGUCGCCAUCGACGUCGUCCAACAACUCGCACCACAACAUGCCUGGGCUCAGCCAUAGACCGGGGUCUAAUCCUACUAUCAGUGUCGCGCCCGCUGGUCGACCGCCUCACACUCCCAAGCACCAGCACGUCAACAGUGGCUCGUCCUCCAACUCUCCAGCCAACCCAACUCUGCAGACACCUGCAUCCCACCAGAGCGCCUUCCCCCAGCACGACAUCAACCAGACAUGGACGGCACACACUGCCCGCAUGUACGAAUCCGGCUGGCGCGAGCAGUACCCUCCCCCUAUGCCCGGCCAGAUGAUGGCGGACGGCAAGCCUCGCAUGAUCCCGCCGCCUCCGCUGCAUGCGCCCUCGAACGCGCCAAUGCCUGCGCUGCACAGUCCUGUCACGGUACAGCCCGGCGUCUUCCAGCAGACGCCGGCACAGGGCGCACCGCGCACGUUUACGCCAAACAUGCCUCCACCUCAUGCCAUGCCGGGGGUGCAGAUGUACUAUGGCGCUGCCGGUGUUCCUCAAGGUGUGCCCAACGCGGUGCACCGCCAGCCUGGUGACGAGAUGCUCCAACUUGGUGGCCAGUAA
Cutaneotrichosporon cavernicola is the source of this 1914-nucleotide messenger RNA. RefSeq lists its product as uncharacterized. Lineage: Eukaryota; Fungi; Basidiomycota; Tremellomycetes; Trichosporonales; Trichosporonaceae. The coding region runs from base 1 to 1914 and encodes 637 amino acids. The record is from RefSeq and is a predicted model, not a curated record. The transcript has 2 exons.